UAAAGUCAGAUUUGUGAAAAGAUUAAAUGUUGGAAAUAAAUAAUUUAAUAAAAUAGAAAAAAAUGUCUACAAAAAAUAGAUUAGGCACAAAGUUCAAGCAAGCAAUUGGAGCUUCAGCAAAUACUAGAUUUAGUUUAAUAUUAUAUGUGGCUUUGGCUUUAGUUCGAAUAAUCUUAACCUGUUUACCACAAUUAGGUUAUAUUCAUCCUGAUGAAUAUUUUCAAUCACUAGAAGUAAUUGCAGGCAGUGUUCUAGAUAUCGACAGCAUUCGAACAUGGGAUUUCAAUGCUACAUUUCCAAUACGAUGCAUAACAUUCCCUUACCUCACUAUUGGCAUUCCUUUAAAAUUCCUUAAUUUCCUAUCAUACAAUUUAUUUUAUUAUUUUAAUAUAAACAUCAAAGGACCUUAUACAGUAUUAGUAUUUCCUCGGCUCUUCAUUUGCCUUCUAUCAUUUAUUGUAGAUUACUGCCUAUAUAAAAUUUGUAUUAUUUAUGGUCAAAAUUAUAAAACUAGAUUGUGUGUUCUAGCUAGUUCUUUUGUAAUGAUAGUUUUUGGUACACACACUUUUUCUAAUACCUUGGAAAUGGUAUUUAUUUCUAUUUUAUUAUAUUGCGUGGCUGAAUGUAUGUUUUACUCGGAUAACAUAAUUUAUCAGAAGGAGUUUUUAAUUGAUAAAUACAACAAAGCUUUUAUUACUGUAGAUAAAGUUAAAUUUCAUAAGUUAAAAUUAAUGCUACCUGAUCACACACUGCGCAAGUGUUUGCCUAUUAGUACAAUAUGUGUAUUAGGAAUAUUUAAUAGACCUACGUUUAUCUGUUUUGGAUUUUUUCCAGUAUUUUUUUGGCUUUUAAGAGGCUUAGGUACCAAAACAGUUACGAUGUAUGAUUUUAAUUUGCGAAUUUUUUCAUUAAUAUUAUCUGGAUUACCAACUUUAAUUUUAUUGAUAGUCAUUGAUUCGUUUUAUUAUAUGUAUAUAACUAUGGCAGAAGUAGAAAAACUAGAUAUAUCAAUUAAUAGUUUUGUUGUUACACCUUUAAAUUUUGUGAAAUACAAUCUACAAAGCAGUAAUUUAAAAGAACAUGGUAUACAUCCUAUGUGGCUACAUAUUAUUGUUAAUAUUCCCUUAUUAUUUAAUGUAUUGGGAAUCUAUGGAGUAUAUAAGUUUACAACAAUAAUGUACAGAUUAUUUCGAGGACGAUACACACAAAUACCUCGGAUUCAAAGCAUUGUUGGCCUAAUGACUGCUUGCUUCAUGGGUCCUAUUAUUUUACUUUCAUUUAUAAAACAUCAGGAACCGAGAUUUUUGAUUCCGGUUAUACUUCCAUUGGUUUUUCUGCAUUCUCAAAAAAUUCAACAUCCAGCAGAAGUUUCACAAAAUAAGAUAAAAGAUAAGCAGCAUUCUGUUCUAUUAAGAAUUUGGUAUACUGUAAAUAUUAUCUGCAUAGUGUUCUUCGGUUUUAUUCAUCAGGGUGGCAUCUACCCUUUAGCAGAUUAUAUUUCAAAUGCCUUAACAUUAAAGCCCCAACAAAGUUCUGUUCAUUUGGUAACCAGCCAUUUAUUUAUGUUUCCUGAAUCAUUACUUUUAAUACCUGACAGUAAACGGUUAAGAAAAAAUUAUGAUACUGGUCAAAAAUAUAGAAUAGGUAGGCAAUUCCAUUCCUAUGAAAUGGGUUCUGCAUCCAUAGACAAAGUGGUGGAUAAAAUCAAUGCCAUAUAUACAGUAUCACAAAUUAAAUAUGAAAAGACUAAUAUUUAUAAUAUCAUAUAUUUAGCAAUUCCUUCUUCAUUGAUUAAUGAACUUGAUAGUGUUAUUAAUAUGAGGAAAAAUGUUCCAUUUGUACUAAAUGAAAUGAAGCAUUUUUAUUCACAUAUCAGUGUAGAAGCAUUGCCAAGGAUUUCUAUUUAUGAAAAUUGUUCUAGUCAUAUAGAUAAUACAGAAUAUUGCACUUCGGAUAAUAUCACCAAAUCACCAAAAAAGUUUUUUUCUGAUAUUAUUGAUCAGAUUGGUUUAACUCUGUAUCGAGUUCAAAAAAGAACUUGA
Molecule: messenger RNA, 2042 nt
Organism: Ctenocephalides felis (cat flea)
Lineage: Eukaryota; Metazoa; Arthropoda; Insecta; Siphonaptera; Pulicidae
Product: GPI mannosyltransferase 4-like
Exons: 3
Coding region: 63-2042 (659 amino acids)
Biological process (GO): GPI anchor biosynthetic process
Cellular component (GO): endoplasmic reticulum membrane
Molecular function (GO): alpha-1,2-mannosyltransferase activity
Source: RefSeq, a predicted model, not a curated record